GGCCGCGGCUUGGCGCCAGCUCCGCCUUCCGCUUGCGACGCGCAGUCGGUAGAGCCGGUGUAUGUGCGGCAGUAACGUGUCGGCCCCCCUGCCCGCCAUCGUGCCCGCCGUCCGGAAGGCCACCGACGCGGUAAUUUUCCUUCAUGGAUUGGGAGACACGGGGCAUGGAUGGGCAGAAGCCUUUGCAGGUAUCAGAAGCGCCCACAUCAAACACAUCUGCCCGCACGCACCAGUUAUGCCUGUAACAUUAAAUGUGAACAUGGCCAUGCCUUCUUGGUUUGACAUUAUUGGGCUUUCACUAGAUUCCCAGGAAGAUGAAACUGGAAUUAAACAGGCAGCAGAAAGUGUAAAAGCUUCAAUAGAGCAAGAGGUGAAGAAUGGCAUUCCUUCUAACAGAAUGAUUUUGGGAGGAUUUUCUCAGGGAGGGGCUUUAUUUCUGUACACGGCACUGACCACACAGCAGAAGCUGGCCGGCGUCACCGCUCUCAGCUGCUGGCUGCCCCUGCGGGCCUCCUUUCCGCAGGGUCCUAUCAGUGGUGUGAAUAGAGACAUUUCUGUUCUUCUGUGCCGUGGAGAUUUGGGUCCAUUAGUUCCCCUAAUGUUUGGUUCUCUUACUGCUGAAAGGCUAAAAACAUUGGUAAAUCCAGCCAAUGUAACCUUCAAAACCUAUGGAGGCAUGACGCACAGUUCAUGUGAACAGGAAGUGAUGGAUAUCAGGCAGUUCAUUGAUAAACUCCUACCUCCCAUUGAUUGA
Molecule: messenger RNA, 754 nt
Organism: Orcinus orca (killer whale)
Lineage: Eukaryota; Metazoa; Chordata; Mammalia; Artiodactyla; Delphinidae
Product: acyl-protein thioesterase 1-like
Exons: 1
Coding region: 62-754 (230 amino acids)
Biological process (GO): protein depalmitoylation
Cellular component (GO): cytoplasm
Molecular function (GO): carboxylic ester hydrolase activity; palmitoyl-(protein) hydrolase activity
Source: RefSeq, a predicted model, not a curated record